AUGGCUAACAAAAGUGGUCUCACUGGCCGUGCCGCCAAGCUCGAGGGUAUCUUUUAUUCCUUCAUCAAAGGCGACCGCACUAUACAGACCUCACGCGACGCCCAGCACUUCUUUGAGGCAGUUGGCGUCAUAUGCGAGCACAAAUCUGCGGCAGUCUGUAUGGAAUGCAUCCUUGCGAGAAAGGAUGGUCCAAAAACUGUGAGAGAAGCUGUUCGCAGCAAUCUCUCUGCCACGUUCAUCAUGUCUUCGACAGCUACCUUCAUAGCGCAGGUAUGCCAGCCUCAAGUCGAAAUCCUGAAUGACGGCAAUUUUCUUGAGAGAUUGCUGAAGGAAAUCCUCUGUCCUCCGACAUUUUGGACUGCAUUCUUGAGCCUCUAUACAUCCAAUCAGCUCAAAGAUAGCAACCUAUUGGCUUUUGCGUCUCUUUGCUUGGCAAUCGUGUCUUCAUCAUCGCCCGAGAUCAUGGUGCUUUCUCAUGAUGUGGAGUCACUUACUGGAAACCUAUCGCUGGCCAAAUCGCCUUUCGAGGCAGUACGACCUCUUGGUUAUCGCAUCGAGAAAGUUAUUCAAGUCCGAAAACGCUCUGCAUCCGCGUCAGUUCGGUUGGACUACAGCCCUGGUGGCAGACACGACAAUGACUUUGCAGAUUUCCGCCAGAUUUCCAUUUUCCCCACCGCAGACGAAGUUAGUUCAAAAGAGGAUCCCUUUUUACAACGGCUGGAUGAUGUGUUUGAAGUUCCCAGGGAUACCCGUGCAUUGAAUCAUCUUGGCUGGCUUUUCCGUCUCUUACGAGAAGACAUGAUUGCAGAUCUAAAAGAAGAUCUGCAAAUAGCAUGGGGUCAAAGAAAAGCCAAGCGUAGGCCGCUGGCCUUUGGGAUGUUAAAUCUAGCGGGUUACGACAUUGGAGCUGAACGAUCAUCGAAGCCCUUCACGCUGGUACUUCAGUGCCAAGCGGGGAUCAACUUUCCUCGAAACUUACGCAAUAAAGAAGCCAGGAAGCAGUAUCUCGAAGACUCCAGACACAUUGUGAAGCACAACUCUGUCGGUGCUCUUUGCUUAGGCAAAAGUAUCAUUGCCUUUGGCUCCAUCGUACGUGAAAAAGACUGGCUUAUCGAUAUUCCGCCCAAGAUUGGGAUCCAGUUCACCGAUAAUGCUGGAUUAAAGGGAGCGGUCCAGGCACUCAUGGGUCCAGAUUGUCCUGAACUCAAGUUCUACGUCGUUGAUACUGCAACAUUCGCCUACGAACCAAUAUUACAACGCCUAAAAGAAAUCACAGAGAUUCCGAUCGAGAAUGCCAUCCUUGAUCCGUCAGGGCCUCCAUCUCAGUACGAUCCUCCCCCAAAGCUGUACAGUUUCAUCCGAGAACUACAGUCUGCGCUGCAAAGCGGAACAGCAUUCGACUUGAAGAGCAGACUGGGCAUCAAUGUGCAGAUUCGAGAUGCACAGCUCGAAUCGCUGAUUAACGGCCUAGAAAACCCUGUAGGCCAAAUUCAAGGCCCACCAGGAACUGGCAAAUCCUUUAUUGGGGCUAUUAUUGCCUUGGCACUUAUGAAGUUGACGGACUUUCGAAUCCUGGUCCUCAGUUAUACGAACCAUGCUUUGGAUCAAUUUCUUGAAGAUUUGAUGAAGAUAGGCAUUCCGCAGAGCGACAUGGUUCGAAUCGGUUCUAAAGCUUCUACGAAAACAGAAGCAUUACGAAUCGAUAGUCUCGCAAAAGACUCUAAGUUCCGUUUCAGCCUUGAAACUAAAUCAAUGCUCAAUGAUACCAGAACGGAGCAAACGGAAACACGGAUAAUGCUAGAUCGCCUUAUAGAUCAGCUGGCCAAGCCAUAUGUCCAGCCACAAGAAAUAUUGGACAUGUUGGAGUUCUCCGCUUCUGGAAUGAGCUUCUGGGAUGCAUUCCAAGUCCCACUCGGAGAGGAAAUUGUAGGAAAAAACAACAAGCCGCUACGGCCUGUUGACGUCUAUGAUUAUUGGGUUCAGGGAAAGGAACUAUCAUCGCUGGGUAUGCUGGCUGAAAAUAUGAGUGACGAAGCACGAGCAGUCUGGAGAGCCGCGCCAAAGACCCGUUUAGAGUGCCAUAACUCAUGGAAGUGCCAAAUUCAGCGGGAAAGGAUCAAUGAGUUUGCACAGCAAGCAGAAACGGCGAAUAACCAUUACCGGAGGAUAGAGAGCCUCCUCAAAGAAAGCAAGAGAGACAUAGUCAAGAGCAGGAGAAUCAUUGGAUGCACGACCACAGGUGCGGCAAUGUAUCAAUCCAUCAUACGAGCGGCUAAACCGGAUAUCGUUCUUGUCGAAGAAGCUGGUGAAAUUCUAGAGGCACAUGUUAUUACGGCUCUCAGUCCGUCUGUCCAACAACUGAUUCUAAUUGGUGACCAUAAGCAGCUUCGUCCCAAGAUCAACAAUUACAAUCUCUCUGUGGAAAAGGGCGAAGGCUAUGAUCUCAACGUUUCUCUUUUUGAACGCCUUAUCAGACAAGGCCAUCAUUUCACUACUCUCCAAGAGCAACAUCGCAGUCAUCCGGAUAUCUCUCAGUUUUCACGAAUCUUGGCCUACGAAGAGCUCAAGGAUAUGCCAAAAACUCUCAAUCGAGAAAAGUUACGGGGAUUAAAAGAGAGAGUCAUCUUUGUGAACCAUGACCAUCCAGAAGAGCAGCUUGAUAAUGUCAUUGAUCGUCGGGAUCCAAGUUCAAAGGCCAGCAAGAAAAACACGUUUGAAGCCGACAUGGUCUUGAAAACGGUCAAGUAUUUGAGUCAACAAGGCUACCGUUCCGAAAAUAUGGUUGUCUUGACUCCAUACAUGGGCCAGCUUUCGCUCUUAAGACAGAAACUCAGCGAGAUAAAUGAUCCCUACUUGAAUGACCUGGACACUCACGAAUUAGUGCGAGCUGGGCUAAUGACACACGCUGCUGCUAAAACUUCAAAGGGACGACUGCGCUUGUCGACUAUUGAUAACUACCAAGGAGAAGAGAGCGAUAUUGUGAUCAUAUCCUUGGCCAGAAGCAACAAGAGAGGCGACAUCGGUUUCCUCGUUGCUCGUGAGCGACUAGUAGUGCUCUUGUCGCGAGCAAGAAACGGUAUCAUUCUCAUUGGGGAUAUGAAUACAUUCUUGGCUAGCAAGAAGGGCAACGAAAUAUGGACAGUGUACUUUGAUGCGAUGAAAGAAAAAGGGUUCUUAUUCGACGGAUUACCCGUCCACUGCGAGCAACAUCCCGAUCGAUCUGCUCUACUCCAGAAGCCUGAAGACUUUGAUCAGCACUGCCCAGAUGGAGGAUGCUCGCAGCUAUGUGGUGCUUUGCUUGGCUGUGGGAAACAUCCGUGCGAACGCCGAUGUCAUCGCAUGUCAAACCACUCGCAAGUUCCAUGCAUGAAAAUCCUUCAGAAAACUUGCGAACGUGGCCACAAGAUAAAGCAUUUGUGCGGAAAGGAGAACGAAGGCUGCAAGCCCUGUGCAAAAGAAGACGAAGACACUCGACGUAGAGUUAAACGGGACCUUGAGAUGGAGAAGAAGAGGCAGCAACAGCAGGACAAGUAUCGACGGGAGCUGCAGGAGAUAGAUGAUGAAAUCGAUCAUCAUCGGCGCCACAUGAAGUAUACGCAAGAAGAGCAAAAUCAAGAGAAAGAACUUGCGCAGAAGAAGGCUCAGCUACAAAGUCUGAAAGAGACAAAGGCAAGGCUAGAUGCGGCAAAAUCAGCAGACACCAAGCCAGGAAAAUCCAGCAAAAAGCCCCAAGAUAAGAAACCCGCUUCCUCUGAGAGCCUUGGCCCUUCGGCGCUGGAAUGGGAAGACAUGAAGCGCGAUACUGGAGCUAGCAAUGGUGCUCUGGAUGAACUUAUGGAUCUCAUUGGUUUAGAGUCGGUGAAAGGAGAAUUCCUCGCCAAGAAGUCAGAAAUUGAUCUCGCCAUCCGUCAGGAGACGCCCCUAUCUGAUUCAAGGUUCAGUUGUUCCCUUCUUGGAAAUCCCGGGACAGGUAAAACAACAGUGGCCCGUAUAUGGGGUAAAUUUCUUACGAGCCUUGGAGCUAUCGCCGGCGACUGCUUCGAGGAGACAACAGGCUCUAAGCUGGCCAACAUGGGCGUCAAAGGAUGCGAAGAUCUGCUUGAGAAGAUGAAAGACGAAGGCGGAGGAGUCUUUUUCAUCGAUGAAGCUUACCAACUCUCAUCUGGAAACAGUCCUGGCGGUAAGGCAGUCUUGGAUUAUCUGCUUGCGGAAGUGGAAAAUCUCAGAGGAAAAGUCACAUUUGUCCUUGCCGGGUACUCUAAACAGAUGGAGUCGUUCUUUGCACACAACCCAGGAUUCCCCAGUCGAUUUCCUAUUACAAUGAACUUUGAAGACUACUCGGACGAGGAGCUGCAACAAAUCCUCAAGCGUCAGGUGAACCGCACGUAUGCCAACAAUAUGGACGUCGAAGAUGGACUGGAUGGCCUCUAUAUACGCAUUGCUGCCCGCAGAGUUGGACGAAGUAGAGGCAAAGAAGGGUUUGGAAAUGCUCGCGCCAUCGAAAAUGCUCUAGCGAAUAUUAAAAAGAGACAAGCCACCAGAAUUCGCCGUGAGCGCCGAUCCGGCAAUAAUCCAAACGAUUUUUUGUUCACGAAAGAGGAUAUCAUUGGCCCAGAGCCUUCGUUGUCUCUGCGGGAUUGCAAGGCGUGGCAGAAGUUGAACGAGAUGGUUGGGCUGAAAGAAGUCAAAGAACAGGUUAAAAUACUGCUUGACUCUAUAAAAACCAACUAUCAGCGAGAGCUGGACGAAGAGCCUCCUAUACAGUUCACUCUCAAUCGGGUCUUCUUGGGAUCGCCAGGAACAGGCAAAACGACAGUUGCCAAGCUUUACGGACAGAUUCUUGCAACUCUCGGUCUCUUGUCCAACGGAGAGCUAGUAGUCAGGAAUCCGUCAGAUUUCAUCGGUGCUGCUCUAGGAGUAUCAGAGUCCCAGACAAAGGGCAUUCUAGCUGCGACUUUAGGAAAAGUGCUUGUAAUUGACGAAGCAUACGGCUUAUAUGGCGGAAACGGCUCUACUUCUGACCCGUACAAGACGGCUGUUAUAGACACGAUCGUCGCAGAUGUCCAAAACGUGCCUGGCGAUGAUCGCUGCGUCAUUCUAAUAGGCUAUCAAGAGCAGAUGGAAGAAAUGUUCCAAAACGUCAAUCCAGGCCUCAGCCGUCGAUUCUCAGUGGAUAUGCCAUUCGUUUUCGAAGACUUUGAUGAUGACGCUCUCAGACAGGUACUGGAGUUCAAACUGAAAGCUUCCGGCUUUACCACGACUGGAGAAGGCAAGACUGCUGCACUCGAUGUUCUGAUCCGAGAACGCAAUAGAGCUAAUUUUGGAAAUGGUGGCGCGAUUGAGAAUCUGCUAAGCAAGGCCAAAGCGUCUUACCAAAAGCGCCUCUCAGCUGGAAAGCUGAAAAAGAAGAACCAGAUAGAGGCAGAAGAUUUUGACGAAGACUUUGACAGAACGACACGAAAGGACACGAAUGUGCAAGCACUAUUCCAGGAUGAUAUCGGGCGCGAAGAUAUUAUCGAGAAGCUUGAGCACAUCCAGCAGCGAGUUCGAGAGCUGAAAUCUCUCGAGUACGAUGUCAGGGAAGAGAUCCCGUUCAAUUUCCUAUUCCGAGGUCCACCAGGAACAGGCAAGACAACAACCGCACGGAAAAUGGGCAAAGUAUACUACGAUAUGGGCUUUCUUGACAAGGCUGUGGUGGAAGAAUGCUCAGCUACGGACCUGAUAGGUCAAUAUGUCGGCCACACUGGGCCCAAAGUCCAAAAGGUUCUCGAAAAAUCGCUUGGAAGAGUUCUAUUGAUCGAUGAAGCGUACCGGUUCGCUGAAGGCGGAUUCGCCAAAGAGGCCAUUGAUGAGAUCGUGGACUGUGUCACCAAGCCAAAAUAUCAAGGCAAACUCAUCAUUAUCUUGGCGGGCUACGAACACGAUAUAAAUCGACUCCUGUCCGUGAACCCCGGACUUACUAGCCGCUUCCCUGAAACCAUCGAUUUCAAGCCACUCGAGCCAGAUGCUUGUUUCCAGCUGCUUGCCGAUCUCUUGCGAAAGAGAAAGGUAGAGCUCGCAAGCAAGGGCAAAGAUAUGGACAUCAGCUGUUUAGAACGUCCGUCCGACACAUUUCUCGCUAACUCCACAGCUACUAUCAAGACAUUGACCGCUUUAGAAGGCUGGGCUAGCGCAAGAGAUGUGAAACAGCUUGCCAGAAAUGUCUUUCACGCGAUUGAUCUGAAAGCAAAAGCACUCAAAGUGGAGGAGAAGCAGGUUACGCAGGUGCUUGAUCAGAUGCUGAAAGACCGACAAUCUAAGAUGGUCAAAUCUGCUCCUCGAGCACAUUUCGAUGGCAACGCAGCUUCUUCUCACGCGCCAGCAGCCCCAGCUAAUCCAUCUCUGUCAAUUCGCACCAACACGAAUAUCGAAACCCAACAAAAGGCACAAGAAGACGAGGCAUUUGACGCCGAGGAGUCAGAUGAAGGAGCACCCACACCGCCUGAGUCGCCCAAAAGUAGCCACAGCCGCAAAGUUGUACGAGACGCCGGUGUAAGCGACGAAAUCUGGGAGCAGCUCCAGAAAGAUCAAGCAGAAGAAGAGCGAAAGGAAGCAGAGUACCUCAAGCUCAAGGAAGCUGCUCAGAAUCUUGCGACAGGAGAAGCUCGAGAGAAGAUUGUUCGCCAGUUGAUUGAGGAAGAAAAACGACGAGAAGAAGAGGCGAAGAUACGGGAGAAGAUAAUGGCCCUUGGAAGGUGCCCUAUGGGGUAUCAUUGGAUCAAGCAGGCUGAUGGAUACCGUUGCGCGGGAGGGUCACAUUGGCUUUCAAUUGGAGACAUUAAUUCAUAUAUGGGAUAG
Molecule: messenger RNA, 6837 nt
Organism: Trichoderma gamsii
Lineage: Eukaryota; Fungi; Ascomycota; Sordariomycetes; Hypocreales; Hypocreaceae
Exons: 3
Coding region: 1-6837 (2278 amino acids)
Molecular function (GO): ATP hydrolysis activity; helicase activity; ATP binding
Source: RefSeq, a predicted model, not a curated record